AUGUGGGGGCUUUCGCUUGUUGUUCAGGUCCGACGGCGGGGAGAUCAUCAGAAGCACGAGGCGCGUGUUAUCUGCAUCGGCCUCGACUGCGACUUGGCAAUGCUUCAAGUUGACGAUCCGGACUUCUGGCAGGGUAUCGGCCCACCGCUCUCCUGGGGCCCCUCCCCGUCAUUAGAGGACCCAGUAACUGUAGCAGGGUAUCCCCUGGGAGGUGACAACUCUUCUGUCACACAGGGGGUGGUUUCUCGCACAGACCUCCAGCAAUAUUCGAUGGGGUCUUGCUGGCUGUUGGCGAUCCAAAUUGAUGCUGCAAUAAACCCGGGAAACAGUGGGGGCCCGGCGUUGAAUAAGGAGAAGCAGUGUGUUGGUAUAGCCUUCCAAAGCCUGAAGGACGGAGACACUGAGAACAUCGGAUAUAUUAUUCCUUCGGAAGUGGUUGUCCACUUCUUGGAGGACUUUCAGCGGCACAAGAAGUAUACGGGCUUCGGGGAUUGUGGGUUUACCUGGCAAAAGCUGGAGAACCGCUUUAUGAGGAGCGCUUUGAGCCUCAAGACCAAGCAACACGGUGUACUCGUCAAGAAGGUGGACGGGGCCUCUUUUGCGCGCGACGUCCUGCAGCGAGGCGAUAUCGUCCUGGCGGUAAAUGGCAACCGCGUGGCUUCUGACGGCAGCGUGCCGUUCAGGAACGGCGAACGCAUCCUCUUCUCCUGGCUCUUUGCUCAGCUGUUUGUGGGAGACAGGUGCUCCCUCACGAUCCUCAGAAGGGGCCGGCAGUUUGAAGUGUCGUACCAAGUCGGAAAGGUCAACCUCUUGGUGCCGGCCACGAACGACCUGCCUCGGCCUGAGUAUCUGAUUGUAGGGGGGCUGGUCUUCGUACCUCUCAGCGAGCCCUUCCUGAAAAGCGAAUAUGGGGAAGACUUCGAAAGCAGAGCGCCAGUGCGGCUGCUUGACAGAUGGCAGCACGGGAUGCAACAGUUCCCAGGACAGCAAUGUGUGAUCCUCACGCACGUCCUUGCUCACGAAAUAACGGUGGGCUUCGAGCAUCUCCACAACUUGCAGGUCAUGGCGUUUAAUGGCCAAGCGGUCCGCACGCUACGCCAUCUCAAUGAGCUCGUGGAAGCGUCCAAUGACGAGUACUGGAGAUUCGACCUGGAUCACGAGGAAGUUGUUAUUCUCAAAGCGGCCUCUGCUCGAUCUGCGCUGAAGUCCAUUCUGAGCCGCAACCUGAUUCCCUCGCACAAAUCGGAAGGGUUGUGA
Messenger RNA from Cyclospora cayetanensis, 1257 nucleotides. RefSeq names its product protease Do-like 9. The coding region runs from base 1 to 1257 and encodes 418 amino acids. Lineage: Eukaryota; Apicomplexa; Conoidasida; Eucoccidiorida; Eimeriidae. The transcript is spliced from 9 exons. Gene Ontology annotation, biological process: proteolysis. Gene Ontology annotation, molecular function: protein binding; serine-type endopeptidase activity. The record is from RefSeq and is a predicted model, not a curated record.